Messenger RNA from Myripristis murdjan (pinecone soldierfish), 1263 nucleotides. RefSeq names its product forkhead box E3 (gene foxe3). The coding region runs from base 1 to 1263 and encodes 420 amino acids. The transcript has a single exon. Gene Ontology annotation, biological process: regulation of transcription by RNA polymerase II; cell differentiation; anatomical structure morphogenesis. NCBI's taxonomy places the organism in Eukaryota, Metazoa, Chordata, Actinopteri, Holocentriformes, Holocentridae. Gene Ontology annotation, molecular function: RNA polymerase II cis-regulatory region sequence-specific DNA binding; DNA-binding transcription factor activity, RNA polymerase II-specific. The record is from RefSeq and is a predicted model, not a curated record.
AUGAAUCUUGCAAAUUACUCUUACUUCUCUGGCAUGUGCAACAUGACUGCAGAGACGCAGCAUUCGCCGGCCGAGGCAACAAGUCCUGUUGUCAUGUCUCCAAACGUGAGCCUAGACUCGCCGUUGCCUCCGCCGCCUCUGAUGCUGCAGGCCCGGUCCAAAGACAAUAUUUUGAUCAAGUCUGAGCCCCGGGGGAACAGCCCCAACACGGAGGACGGGGCUGCUUUGGGCCAGACUGAGGAGCACCUGCCGACCGGGAGCCGCCGGAGGAAGAGGCCCGUCCAGCGGGGGAAACCUCCCUACAGCUACAUCGCUCUCAUCGCCAUGGCCAUCGCCAACUCCCCGGAGCGAAAGCUCACCCUGGGGGGCAUUUAUAAAUUCAUCAUGGAGCGCUUUCCUUUUUACAGGGAAAAUUCAAAGAAGUGGCAGAACUCCAUCCGCCACAACCUUACCCUGAACGACUGCUUCGUCAAGAUCCCCCGGGAGCCCGGCAGACCGGGCAAAGGCAACUAUUGGACUUUAGACCCCGCUGCAGAGGACAUGUUUGACAACGGGAGCUUUCUGAGGAGACGGAAAAGGUUCAAGCGCACAGAUGUGAGCACCUACCCCGGGUACAUGCAGAGCUCCAGCGCUUUCACCCCAACGCCGAUGGGUAGGCCCACGUAUCCUAACACCCUUUAUCCCGGGAUAGGGUCUGGCUACGGCUCCCAGCUGUCAGCAACAUCCCCCCACCCAGCCAUGCUGCAUCACUACCAGACCUCUGCCGGGGUCGCCCAAGGACAGCCACGCAUGUUCAGCAUCGACAACAUAAUCAGCCAGCAGACGGUGGUGCAGAGCGGCCCGGGAGGAGAGCUCAAUUCGCAGGCACUGGGUUUGAGCGGCGGGGACUUGGGCACCAUGUCCUCCAGCUGCUCGGUUACCGGCACCGACCCGUCUGCGUGCUUCCAGACCCAGACUGUCAAUCCAUCUGCUAACAUGCUGAGCAGAAACAGCGGGAACCUCCCUUCCAACCUGGCCGCCGGGUACCCGUACUCCUCCUCGGCCUCGCCUCCUCACCUGCCCACAAUGACCCAGUCCGGUUUCUCCCCCGGGAGCUCGCAAGUGUACUGCCCCGGGAACAGACUCUCCCUGCCGGCUCUGCGCCCGGGCUCCUGCGCCGAUCACACGGAGCAGCUGCUGGGCCUCUCCAGCCCCAUGAACUCCUACAACAACUCGUAUAUGAGACAAGCCAACUUUGCAUCAGGAUUAGAUCGGUAUAUGUGA